Molecule: messenger RNA, 294 nt
Organism: Kockovaella imperatae
Lineage: Eukaryota; Fungi; Basidiomycota; Tremellomycetes; Tremellales; Cuniculitremaceae
Exons: 1
Source: RefSeq, a predicted model, not a curated record
CAUGAGAUUCGCGUCUGAGCUAUGAUGGUUAGAGGUCAAUCAUGAUCAAUUCUGAGCUAGCGGGUCGACUUACAUCCUUCUGCGAGGGCGGUCACGGGGGGGCUCCGAGGCUCAAUGGGAGCAAGAAGUCUGCGGAAGGAGCUGCCCUAUGUGAUCCUACUGUCGAGAGAUCUGACGGACGAGCAAGAUCUGUACUUCCAAUACAUUGCAUAAUCUCGGAGUCAGUACUAUUGCCAGCGCUGAACUGAAUCUCAGUGCAACGAAGGGGAAACUUCUUAGACCUAUCCGUUGUCC